UGCCAAGUCUCACAGCUGCCAGGACCCCUGCAACCCGUUUGCAUCGACCUGGAGAACUGGGGACCUGGAUUCAAUGUUUUGACGCGACCGUCACUUUUUGCCCAGAACAGUGAGCGGACACACGAGACGUCGAGACGCAAGGAGGGAGCGGCUGUUCGCAUCUUACUAACCACCACUAUCAACAGGGGUCAACAACUAUAGACCGCCGUCGCCACGACAAUCCCGACAUGAACUUCUAAUCAACAUAGCUCUGACGAUAUUUACAGCUCUCAAAACACUGAGCGCAUCUUACCGCAUCGCCAACCAUCGCGAGACAGUUCCUCCGACCGAGUGUCGCCGCCCAUUGAGCGCCCAUUAUGUCCCUAACACCCGUCAGAUCGACGCCCACAAAGCAAAUCUCGUCCCCAUCCGCCUUUACAGAAAGCCCCGGCAACUGGAAACACCCUCGCCUGGCCGAGAUCACAGCGCGCCAAGCCAGAACCACCUUCUCCCAAAAGAACGUCCUGCAAAUCGUCUAUAAUGUCGUCGCAAUUGCCGGCGUUCAAGUCCUGAGAAGAUUUCUUCUUCCGCACCUCCCAAUAAGACUAGAAAAACUCCCCUACGGCUCUUACAUCCCCCUAACCCUCCUCCUAAUCCCCCUCUUCAACAUCCUCCUCGCCCUCCUCCCCUUAGUCCGCCCCAAGGACGACCUCUCCGACAUACCCCUCACCCCCGCCCAGCGCGACCUCCUCGGCCUCCCCCCCAUCAGAGCACCCCCCACCCCCGCCUCCGACAUCUCAACCCCCCCGAAAUACUCCCGCACUCCCUCCAUAGCUGGCUCCCCCUCCGGUUCUUACACCUCCUCUCCCUUGUCCAACCGCAGCACCCCCUUGGGGAAUUACUCACCCUCCCCGACCAAAGCCGCCAAUGUCGUCAGCCCUCUCCUGCAAAAGGCAACGCAAAAUACCGGGAGGAGGGGAAGCUUCAGCAAUAGUCUGAAUAGUUCUACCAUGAGCUUCGCGAGCAGCACGACGAGCAACAACAGCUUUGCGAGCUCGACGGGGAGUUUUGGGGAUAGUGUGAGGGAUAGUUAUCUGCAUACGCCGACGCCGGUGAAUGGGAAGAGGAGCAGUGUGGCGUUGAAUAGCAAGUGGUUGUAUGAGAGGGGGAGGAGGGGGAGUAGUAGCAGUUGGUUGAGGCAGGAUGGUUUCUGAGUGGCU
Messenger RNA from Podospora pseudocomata, 1199 nucleotides. RefSeq lists its product as uncharacterized. The record is from RefSeq and is a predicted model, not a curated record. Gene Ontology annotation, biological process: spindle pole body duplication; protein import into nucleus. The transcript is spliced from 2 exons. The coding region runs from base 357 to 1193 and encodes 278 amino acids. NCBI's taxonomy places the organism in Eukaryota, Fungi, Ascomycota, Sordariomycetes, Sordariales, Podosporaceae. Gene Ontology annotation, cellular component: nuclear pore transmembrane ring; nuclear outer membrane.